AACAGCUGGUGAAAGCUUUAAAUACCAAUUUGACAGUUCUACGCCUAGGCAGCAAGGCACUGUUCGAUCCAGUAUUCGAGCUUUUCAAAUUUUCUCAGAACUUAUUUUUCUUGGUCUUCCAUCCAAAAUGAAUUGUGUGUGCCCUAUAGUUUUUGUAUUCAUAUUUGGAGAACUAGUAUUCACUGCACCAGCUAACAAGGAAGAUAAAUUUCUCGUACAUGAUUUGGAAGUGGAAUCGUUUGGUGCAGGCACAAGUUACGAAUAUGAAGAUGAGCCACAAGAAAUAAAACAAGCAAAGCUAGAAGAAAAGGCCAUUCCCACAUUUGGUGAUGCCGACACAAACCAUGAAAUAGAACAUUUACGGUUUAUCAGGUCUCCAACAGAAGAACCAGAAGCAGAAGGUCCACCCGUUGAUAUGCCAACUUGCCUUUUGUGUGUUUGCCUAACUGGUUCUGUGUAUUGUGAUGAGACCAACAUUGAUGCCAUUCCAAUGCUGCCAAAAGAGACAUCAUACCUUUAUGCACGCUUUAAUCAGAUUAAAAAGGUCACUGUAAAAGAUUUUGCUGAUUUCCCAACUCUGAGGAGGAUCGAUUUGACUGGAAACUUGAUUACUGAAAUAGAAGAUAAAGCGUUCUCACAGCUGCCAAAUCUGGAGCACCUGACGCUUUCUGAAAAUAAACUGCUCCGUCUGCCUGCCUUGCCUCCAAAACUCAGAACUCUUGCUGCACAACACAACCGUAUUAAAAGCAAUGGAAUUAAACGCAAUGCUUUUAAGAACUUGGCUGGGCUUGAAUUCCUCUACCUAGGAUUCAAUCGGCUGGACAAAGUACCUGCCAACCUGCCUGACACUAUCCGUGUACUUCAUUUACAGCAUAAUAAUAUAUCUACAAUUACGGAUAAUACGUUUUGCAAGCCCCAAGAUUCCAGUUAUAUCCGUGAACGUCUGACUGAGAUUCGGCUCGAAGAAAAUCCUAUCAAUUUGGCAGAAUACCCAAACAGUUACAUCUGUUUGCGAAGACUGCCCAUUGGAAAACCAUAUUUUGGGAGAGUAUACUAAUACAAAAAUAGUUAAGCAUCAAUCAGAAACAGUUAAGUGGUUACGACAGAAUAUUGCAUUCUAAUGCGAUUUCUCGUUUAUUAUUAUAUCAUCAUACUCAUGAGCUUUAUUAUGUUACUUGUGCCAUAUCAACACUUUUAUAUUUAACAACAUAUUGCUUUAUUUCAACAGAGCAUUAUCCCAAAGAAAUAGCAUUAAUUUUAUUUCAUGCCAAAGAAAUUCGACUAAUUUUUUGCAAAAACAGAUUCUGACAUUUUACACUAAGUUGACUAAAUUGUCACCUAUGUUUAUUUUCGUAUAAUUAAAGUUGCACAUAUUACUGUUUGACUUUCAAUGUAAUACUCUGUAAUAUAUUGUUGAACUACAUCUGACUCAUUUGCGACAGCAUGUAGUUUUAUAUACUGUGCUUCUCCUUAACAUGAUCAUUUCACAGUAAUGCAACAAAACUAAAAACAUGAGCUUUUCUUACAUAAGGCCAUUUCAAAAAACAGCUUCACAGAAGUGUGAUUGUAAUCCAAUUAUUUUAAUGGAGUUAAUUUAAAUAGAACAUCAGAAACCAAUCAUGCAGCUCAGAAGAUGGAAUUCUACUAAAUCAUAGUUACAACCCUUAUGACCUACCAUUCAUUUAUCACCUUGCUAACAAACUUACAUCCAUUCUCAUUCCAUGGCCUACAUUAUGUUAACUUUAUACAUUAUGAAUGUUUCGUAACAGACGGGAAUUACAAACAUGUCAAUAUAUAAGUUGAGCUAAAAUCAUUCAUUUUAAUUCUGCACUAAUAUUCAAAAUAUAGAGUAAAAUUCUCACUGCAGUUUGGAGCCAGCACAUAUUCUGAUACUGUUCCUUCAGAAAAUAAAGGAAUAAAAUUGAAAUAAAACAGUUUCAUAACUAACUUCCCAAUAAUUCCACAAAAGAAGUAUGCACUGGGAUUAUGCUGAGAUCGCUUCUCUACUUUCAAGUUUUUAAUGCUUCACAGAUUGUAGCAUCUUAAAAUCAUUUAUUUAUUUAUUUAGCACAUUUAACAUGAAAUGUUCCAGCAGUAUUUUAAAACAUACAUGACACUGAACCACGUAAGGAUACAUUAGAUUAAAUUACAAAAAAGUUUGGUCAAAAAGGUAGGUCUAAGGAAUGUCUUAAAAAGAACAAAGUGAGGUAGAGGGGCAGUGGAACUGUAUUCCACAACUUCUUAACCAACCAGAGAUGACAAUGGUGAAACAAUUAAAAUCAGACGUGCGCUGAUAUCUUGAUGCGAUGCUGUCUAAAGGCAAUUACAGAUAGUGAGGAGCACAGAGAUAGAGUGAUUUGAAAACAAGGAUGGAAGGUGCAGAGCCAGAUAGUCUGACAACGUGCUCCUAACAGUAUCAGGACAUUAUACAUACCUCUAUUGUGUGCCUGUGCACAUCUAAAAUUAUAUGAAUCUUCUAAAUCAACGUGCUACGGGAGAAAGAAUUUCCAACUGAUCAUAGAAUCAUGCAGUAAUGAAAAGAUCCUUCAGCCCAUCAAGUCUGUACCACCUAAGCUACAUAAAUCUACACUAGAACCAGCUUCCAGCACUAGGCCUUGAAUAUUAUGGUAAUUUAUAAAUGUACUGUUCUUUUCCAAACACUCUAUUUAAUCUUAAGCCAUAAGUAAAAGUGCUUAAACUUCUGAACAAAGCAUUUUUUAAAAGAUACAAUUUUACCAGUGGGAAAAAUAACACAAUGCUUUAUCCUACCUUGAAAUGUCUGAAGGUGACUUGGCGGAGCUCAUACCAUUUUGCAAAGGUUGAAAGAGUUCUGAAAAGUAGGAGGAGGCUCUUCUUUUCUUCUGCUCUAGAAAGAUAUCAGACAACACUAAAACUAUUUUGAACAGAAGUUGGCUCCAUGCUAAUAUCCAUUGCCCAUUUAACAAGUUGCUGGAAUGUAAGUUCUGAUUUCACACACAUUUUAAACUCUGCAGAAUUGGAAGCUGUGGUGUAGUUAUUAUUAUCAAAACAGCUUGCAUUUAGAAAAAAUCCUUACGUGCUUCAGUAAAUGAAUUCAAAAUCAAAAAAGCAGUGAAGCAGUCAAAUGAACAAGGAACAAAGGACAGUACAGUACAAGAACAGGCCCUUCGGCCAACCAAAACUGCACCAACACACUAAACUAAAACUUUCUGCCUUUAUGCGAUCCGUAUCCCUCUAUUCCCUGCCUAUUCAUGUCUGUCAUGAAGCCUCUUAAUGUUGCAAUUGUAACCACCUCCACUACCUCCCUUGGUAGCACAUUCACAGCACUUAGCACCCUCUGCGUAAAAAACCUGCCCAUUACAUCUCCUAUAAACUUACUCAGAGAUAGUGAGAACUGCUAAUGCUGGAGUCAGAGAUAACACAGUGUGGAGCUGGAGGAUCACAGCAGGCCGGGCAGCAUCAG
Rhincodon typus (whale shark) is the source of this 3442-nucleotide messenger RNA. RefSeq names its product osteoglycin, paralog a (gene ogna). Bases 128 to 1057 code for a protein of 309 amino acids. The transcript has 6 exons. The record is from RefSeq and is a predicted model, not a curated record. NCBI's taxonomy places the organism in Eukaryota, Metazoa, Chordata, Chondrichthyes, Orectolobiformes, Rhincodontidae. Gene Ontology annotation, molecular function: protein binding.